AAGAUCCCGGGGCGCUGACCUCACAGCCGCCUGUGCUGGUGGAGGUGGGGCCGAGGGAGGAAGUAGGUCACUGGGGGUGGCCCGUGAAGGGGGUGUCUCCUCGGACUCUUCCUGCUCCCUGCUUCCUGGUUAUCAGGAGUUGAGCAGCUCCACUCCCCGUGUUGUUCCUGCCUUGGAGCCUGCGGACCUUGGACUGAAAUGUCGGCUUUGUGAUCCACCUCCCUGCCUCCCAUUGGUGACCUUGACCCUCUCAUCCUCAGUGAUCUGAUCGAGGUCGGGAUGAGUCCUCUUCACUCAAACCAUCCCUGCAGGUUUGCCUGCCAGUUACUCUGCACCUGCUGUGAGUGCAAGGACCGAGUGGACACACACUGGCACUGCACUGUCUGCCAGGAUUAUGACUUGUGUGUCUCCUGCUUUCACACUAAAAGCCACAACCACCCGAUGGAGAAACUGGGCCUGGGCUUAGAUGACGACAGCAGCAACCAGCAGGGUGCGGCUGCCCAGAGCCCAGAAGAAUCUCGCUGCCUGAGCAUCCAGCGCAACAUUCAAUACUUGAUCUUAGCCUGCCAGUGCCGCGAUGCCAACUGCCCAUUGCCUUCCUGCCAGAAGAUGAAGCGAGUUGUACACCAUACCAAAGGCUGCAAACGGAAGAGCACUGGCAGGUGCCCCGUCUGCAGGCAGCUCAUUGCCCUCUGCUGCUACCAUGCCAAGCGCUGCCAUGAGAAUUAUUGCCCUGUGCCAUUCUGCUUCAACAUCAGGCAGAAGCUCCGCCAACAGCAGCUGCAGCCCCGGCAGGCCCAGGUGCUGCACAGGAGGAUGGCCAGCGUGUAGCCUGCCAGUGUGACAGGGCAAAAAUAGGGCCUGCCCUCCCCAGCCCCUGCCAUACCAACCACAUUGAAUGUGCACUGCCAAAAACUCAGAAGAUGCCUGAUCUCACCUCUUCUGGAAAAGCCCUGGUGACCUUCCAACUCCUCCACAGACUACUCAGCCAUCCUUGGCUGAGCACUUACCUGCAGCAUUAGAAAUAGCAAUGCAGAUUCAGACAGCAGUGGAUACAGCCCCAGAUGGCCUAUGGAAGACCACUACAAUCCUUGAUGUCCAAUAACUCCUAGGCCCCAGUGGCCAUGAACCCAUCUACCAUGUCCAGAGGUCCUGGUGGGCAUCUAAACCAGGAAUGGGGCCCCCACCAAUGCAGCAGCAGCUCUCUGUACCCAAAUAGCACUGCCUCUCAGCCCUAGCAACACCAGUCCAGGGUGCCAAGGUCAACCAUGACCGAUCAGUGGUCCAACACGAGCAGCCUUGAACAUGGCUACGUACCCGGGUUUGGGCCAGGUAGGUGUGACCCCACUCACACCACGCACUGUGUCUCAGCAAGCCUUAUAAAACCUCCCCUGCGGACUCUCAGGUCUCCCGGCUCUCCCCUGCAACAGCAACAGGUGCUUAGUGUACAACCUCCAGCUGUUGGCUGCAGGAUCCAACUAUGCCAUAAAACAGCAGGAUUCAAGUCCACCAACUCUAAUCCACAGCCUCUCACUGGACAGCCUGGCAUGGUCCAGGGACAGCCAGGGCUGCAGCCACCAGCCAUGCCAGGUCAGCAGGGCGGCGUCCUCUCCAGUCCAGCCAUGCAGAACAUGAGUCCCAUGCAGGCAGGUGUGCAGAGGGCUGGUCUGGCCCAGCACCAGCCUCAGCCGCAACUCCAGCCGCCCAUGGGAGGGAUGAGUCCCCAGGCGCAGCCAAUGAACAUGAAUCACGGCAGCAUGUCUUCCCAGUUCCGGGACAUGUUGAGACAACAGCAGAUGAUGCGACAGCAGCAGCAGCAGAUCCAGCAUCACAUGCAGCAGAUGCAACAAGGGAACAUGGGACAGAUGGGGCAGCCCCCCCCCAGGCCUUGGGAGCAGAGGCAGGAGCCAGUCUACAGGCCUAUCAGCAGCGACUCCUCCAGCAGCAGAUGGGGCCCCCUGCUCAGCCCAGCCCCAAGAGCCCCCAGCAGCACAUGCUUCCAAACCAGGCCCAGUCCCCGCACCUCCAAGGCGAUACCCAGUUCUCUCUCCGUUUAAGUGCGUUCUCCCCAGCCUGUCCCUUCCCCAUGGUCACAGUCCCAGCCCCCCACUCCAGGCCGCCCCCACAGACCUGGACUCAGCACAGAUAUCACACUUGCGUUCACACCUCUGACACAGUGUACCACACAUACACUCAGGACGUCUUUUAACAUUGGAGGGUCAAACAUUUUUUUCACCUAAUAAGAAUUUUUGUACUUAAAUUUUUUCAAUCUUUCUUAGCCUGAAAGGUAAUUUUCCUUGGAACACGAGAACUGUGAAGUAGUCAUCUGUGGUUUCAAGCUAACUUUCAAGAUGAGCCUGAGGGGUGGUAGAAUACUCAGAAUAUAUGUUUCUCUGGUUGCUUCCCCAGCCUUCUUUCCCCGUGCCUGUGCGGUUCGAGUCUGCACUAGAAGGAGCUGAGGUCUGAAGCCCCCAUGCACUCCUCCCUUGCAUCCUUACUGUUUUCUUUUUCUUUUUAAAUUCAUAAUAAUGCAUAACAUUUCUUACUACUAUAGAUAGCUGGAAUUAUUUUCAUUUUCUCACAUUAUAGAACGGUAUAAAAAAUUUCCUAAAACCAAAGGACAAAAGGUGUCAAUACGAUUAUAAAAUUGCAUUUCACAUAUAAGUUGCUAUAAUUCACAUAUAAAAAUGACUUAUUUUUUUCUCCAUUUGGUGCACGGAUGUUCAUCUUUAUGAAAAUAUUUUUAAAAUUCCUUUUAUACCCAGAGGACAAUUAUUGUGGUCCAACAUAUUUUCUCCUUUGUAAGUCUCAGCAUAAAAUUACAAAUAUUAAAAUAAUUUAUAUAUGUAGACAGAUGACUUUUUCAAAAUCUGUAGGGCCAGUUGCCAAACUGAUGUUUCAUAUUGUGGUUUCUGUUGCUUGAGAGAGUUUUUUGCAUUAUUUACACAUAACUGUAAAAAAAAUAAGAAAGGAUUGGGUGGGAUGAUUUUUAACACUCAAGUGUCCCUGGGUUUCUCUUUGCUUGCUUUCUUCCUCCUCCCCCAUUACUGGUUGUGAAUAAACUGUGUGAGACA
This is a messenger RNA of Fukomys damarensis (Damara mole-rat), 3074 nucleotides long. Its product is annotated as histone acetyltransferase p300-like. Gene Ontology annotation, molecular function: transcription coactivator activity; zinc ion binding; chromatin DNA binding. Bases 280 to 831 code for a protein of 183 amino acids. The transcript has 3 exons. Gene Ontology annotation, cellular component: histone acetyltransferase complex; transcription regulator complex; nucleus. Gene Ontology annotation, biological process: positive regulation of transcription by RNA polymerase II. NCBI's taxonomy places the organism in Eukaryota, Metazoa, Chordata, Mammalia, Rodentia, Bathyergidae. The record is from RefSeq and is a predicted model, not a curated record.